AUGCUUUUCCAAGCCACCCUUUUUGCCGCCUUACUAGGCACCACGGUGGCCAGCAGCGGCUCCAACUCCAAAUGUCUAUCCUCCAACACGGUCGGGACUGCCAACUACCAGCUCUGCUGUCCUGAAGGCCAAGGCUCCGGAAAAGGAACUGUGGGUGACUCGGUCUUCGAAUUCGCCUGCGGUCAGUAUUACGCCGGCAAAAGUGGCUCCGGCACGCAGCACCGACAGGUGAACAGUGCGAAGGACUGCGCCCAGCUCUGUUCGAGUCCGGACUGUCCCGGAGCCUCCUGGCACAGCACCGGAAAGAAAUGCUUCGUGUUAGGCAGCGGAAACACAGACUACGCGCCCUACUCGCCGGCAAAGGAUUGGAUGGUUCUGACCAAGUCUGCGGAGACCCCUGAGGACCCCGACCCGGAGGAGGACUGCAAGGAGUUUAUCGAUGCAGCCAAGGAAACUGCCGCUGCGCAAUGUACCUCGGAGAAGGAGCAACAGAAGAAGGAGUGCGAGAGCAACAAGGCCAGCGCUCUCACCGAGGCCAAGGCUCAAUGCGAAGCCGAGAAGGCUCAACUCAAAGAGCAAGCCGCCACCGCGGCAAGCCAAUGUGAAACGGACAAGGCCGCUGCGCUGGAGCAGUGCACGGCCGAGAAGGAGCAGGUUCGUGGGGAGGAGAAAGCCAAGUGCGAAGCUGAGAAGGCUGAACUCACCAACGGCGCCACCGCCAGCGCAGAGCAAUGCGAGGCCGACAAGGCUGCGGCGCUCGCAGGCGCCAGCCAACAAUGUGCGACCGAGAAGGAGCAGCUUCGACAGGAGGGAGAAGCGCAGUGCAAGUCUGAGAAGGAGGCGGCCAGCUCUCAGUGCGACAAAGAGAAGAAUGAAAUUCGCCAGCAGGGCGACAGCAAGUUGCAGCAGUGCCAAGCUGAUAAAGACAGCGCUGUCGCCAAUGCCAACGCCCAAUGUGCCACGGAGAAGGAUCAGCUUCAGUUGCAAUGCAAGUCCGAGAAAGACGCCGCCGCCUCUCAAUGUGAGAAGGAGAAGAAUGAGAUCCGCCAGCAGGGAGAAAACCAGCUGCAGCAGUCCAAGUCCCAGUGUGAAGCCGAGAAGGCAGGCCUCCAGCAGAAGAUCAAGGAGUUGGAGGCAAAGGCCUCGUCGGUGGGCAGUGGCUUGGCUGGUGGUCAGUGGCUGUCGGUCGAUGAGAAGUGUCGCAGCAACAGCUGGAGAAGUCUCUGCGACGGCACCUGUUCUCAACGACAGUUUACCCUUGGGGGUGUGGAUUUCCAGGUCAAAUGUAAUGUCCGCACCAACGGGGCGGUUGAAGAGAUCUGGUGGUACCGCCAAUCGAUCCUGGAAUGUGCUGAAGCAUGUGCCUUGAAUCCCCGUUGCUUGGGAGUGGGAUGGAGGAGCUUCGGCGGUGAGCCUGAGAAGGGAGUCUGCCAUGCUAAUAUCAAAUGGGAUCAUAUUUACCAGCUCGUCAAUACUGCCUUCCCUCACUCCGGUGGUGAGCAUCUUAUCUACGCCAAGGGUCGCAUCACUCCGACGGGAGCUCCUGGCACCUGA
Molecule: messenger RNA, 1554 nt
Organism: Aspergillus japonicus CBS 114.51
Lineage: Eukaryota; Fungi; Ascomycota; Eurotiomycetes; Eurotiales; Aspergillaceae
Exons: 2
Coding region: 1-1554 (517 amino acids)
Source: RefSeq, a predicted model, not a curated record